Messenger RNA from Brassica napus (rape), 537 nucleotides. RefSeq lists its product as uncharacterized. The record is from RefSeq and is a predicted model, not a curated record. NCBI's taxonomy places the organism in Eukaryota, Viridiplantae, Streptophyta, Magnoliopsida, Brassicales, Brassicaceae. Bases 1 to 537 code for a protein of 178 amino acids. The transcript is spliced from 2 exons.
AUGUGGAAGUUAUUGGGUACAUCCUUGGACAUGAGUUCCACUUAUCAUCCUCAGUCCGAUGGUCAAACGGAGGUCGCCAAUAGGUCACUCGCUCCUGAUAACACUCGACAUCAUGGUGAAGCCAUUGAUUUUAUCAAUGAGUUGCAGUCGCUUCAUCAGCAAGCUAAAGAUAACCUCGAAUCAUCCACCGUGAAAUACAAACGUGAGGCUGAUCGUAAGCAUUGUGAGGGACUUUUUGUGCCUGGAGAUCUCGUUUGGGUUUACUUGACGAAGGAACGUCUUCCUCUCCGGGAAUAUAACAAGUUAAAGUCAAAGAAAAUCGGGCCGGUUGAGGUUCCACAACGGAUCAAUCCGAACGCCUAUAGGGUUAAACUGCCGGACCAUUUGAAGACUUCGGACGUGUUUAAUGUCAAGCAUCUGUCUCGGUUUCACGGUGAUAAUCCCCCGCCAGAUUCGUGGACAAAUCCUUCUCCGCCGGAGGGACCUGAUGUAGCGUCAACUGUGAUCUCCGUUGAUCACAACACCAUGUCCGUAUAG